This is a messenger RNA of Esox lucius (northern pike), 2820 nucleotides long. It is a transcript of the gene clpxa, whose product is annotated as caseinolytic mitochondrial matrix peptidase chaperone subunit Xa. Lineage: Eukaryota; Metazoa; Chordata; Actinopteri; Esociformes; Esocidae. Gene Ontology annotation, molecular function: zinc ion binding; protein dimerization activity; ATP binding. The transcript has 14 exons. The coding region runs from base 518 to 2326 and encodes 602 amino acids. The record is from RefSeq and is a predicted model, not a curated record. Gene Ontology annotation, biological process: protein catabolic process; protein folding; proteolysis. Gene Ontology annotation, cellular component: mitochondrial matrix.
UUUGUUAAUACCAUAUUAAUGGAUAUACAGUAUGUUACUGUAUAUAAGUAAAUAGACCAGCGGUGAAUUUUCCAUUUAACCGACUGCAUGUUUUAAUUUAUUGCAAUCCCAAACAUUGUAAUACCAGGAUUCACCAGAGCCCACAAAUCGGCUCCAAUUAAAAGUUUAGGAACCACAGGGAUACAUCCGUUCUGUAACAUCGGGCAAGAAUGAACUGGACAGAAAUAAUUAGGCUAAGGGAUGAGUGAAAGUGCCAUCAUUCGUGGAAUUGACAGCACAUGACAGCUGACGAAGGUUUCAUGAAUUGUUUUGUUUUUUUGGCUUUUAAACCAUGAUAAUCUUGUGUUUGGGCCAGACACAGACUGGACACUGCUCUUACAACGGUAGCUGGUUCAUACUAGCCGGCUUAGAAGCUAGUUAGCUAUAGUCUACACCAUUUUGAUGAGUUAUUUUGUUACAGUGAACGUAUCCCCUACAUUCAGGUUUCUGUUUUUUGCCGUCUUAAACCAACAAAAUAAUGUCAUGCACAUGCAGAUCAGCGGCGAGAUUGUUUCUAACCUCUCAGAAAGGUAUCUCUCGAAUACAGUUAUUUUUUACCACCAGACAGGGAACAUCCGAAGCACUACUGACAAGAAGAGUGCCUGUGAGAUACUUUUCUGAAUCAUCAGUAUAUUUUUCAUCAAAAGAUGUCAAAGAUGGCUCUGGUGAAGGAGGAAAGAAAUCAGUUGGUAAUGCUGCAGGCGGGAAAAGAGGAGGUCCAGGUAAAGGAGGCCCUCGGCUACGCUGUCCCAAGUGUGGAGAUACCUGCACACAUGUCGAAACCUUUGUGUCUUCAACCCGCUUUGUGAAAUGUGAGAAAUGUCACCAUUUCUUUGUGGUGCUGUCAGAGAUCGACUCCAAGAAGAGUCUCAAUAAGGAGCAAGAAGGGGCCAAUGAGGCUGUCAAACUGGCCUUCCAGCAGAAACCUCCCCCUCCUCCUAAAAAGAUCUAUGCCUACCUGGAUAAGUAUGUCGUUGGCCAAUCCUACGCAAAGAAAGUGCUGGCGGUAGCGGUGUACAACCACUAUAAACGCAUCUACAACAACCUCCCAGCGGCAGGCACAAAGCCCCAUGUGGCGAUGGAGAAGCAGGCCUCCCUGACCCCACGAGAGCUGCUGCAGAUUGCAGGGAUCAGUCCUCGUGGCAACACGCUUGGUGUAUCAGUGCAUAGCCAGCAGGCUGCCCAGGAGAAGAGGGGCAGUGACCUGCUUGACUCUCACCACGCCAACAUCAAACUGGAAAAGAGCAACAUUGUGCUGCUGGGACCCACUGGAUCAGGUAAAACCCUAUUAGCUCAGACUCUGGCCAGGUGCUUGGACGUGCCCUUUGCCAUCUGUGACUGCACCACGCUAACCCAGGCCGGCUACGUGGGCGAAGACAUAGAGUCUGUGGUGGCCAAGCUCCUCCAAGACGCCAACUACUCUGUUGAGAAAGCGCAACAAGGCAUCGUGUUCCUGGAUGAGGUGGACAAGAUUGGCAGUGUGCCUGGAAUCCACCAGCUAAGAGAUGUCGGGGGUGAGGGAGUACAGCAGGGUCUACUCAAACUCUUGGAGGGCACCAUCAUCAAUGUUCCGGAGAAGAACUCCAGGAAGCUUCGUGGAGACACUGUCCAGGUGGACACCACCAACAUACUGUUUGUAGCCUCUGGUGCCUUUAAUGGCCUGGACAGCAUCAUCAGUAGGAGAAAGUGCGAAAAGUACCUGGGCUUCGGCACGCCCUCCAACAUGGGUCAGGGGCGACGGGCAGCGGCAGCCGCUGACCUGGCCAACCGUAGUGGAGCGGAGAUGGAUGCCGUGUUGGAGAUGGAAGAGAAGGACCGGCUCUUGAGUCACGUGGAGGCCCGUGACCUCAUUGAGUUUGGGAUGAUCCCUGAGUUUGUGGGGCGCAUGCCUGUGGUGGUGUCCCUGCACAGUCUGGACGAGGAGACCCUGGUCAGGAUCUUGACUGAGCCACGCAAUGCCGUCAUACCCCAGUACCAGGCUCUGUUCAGCAUGGACAAGUGUGAACUGAAUGUGACCCCAGAUGCCUUGAGAGCCAUAGCCCAAUUAGCUUUAGAAAGGAAGACUGGUGCUCGUGGGCUCAGGUCCAUUAUGGAAACAUUGCUGCUUGAACCCAUGUUUGAAGUGCCACACUCAAAUAUCAUGGCUGUUGAGCUGAACAAAGAUGUAGUCCUAGGAAAAUCAGUACCUGUAUAUGUAAAAGCACCUCCUAAGGAAUCUGUUGAGGAGGAGUACGACUCUGGGAUAGAGGAGAGCUGGCCAAGGCAGGCAGAUGUAGCCAACAAUUAACAGACAGAUGCUGCUGACUUAGUCCAAAAUAUAACUUCUGAAAUUGCCAUCAAUGUAUUUUGAAUGAGCUAUGGGGUUUUUACCAAAUCCAGACCACUGUGGGAAAAUUCACCUAUGAAUAUAAUUAUCUGAAUUACAUCGGUAUUGAUAAUGAUGAUGACUUUACUUUUAAAUAUAUCAGGAAAGGUUUGUUUCCAUAUCUUGGAGCACAUGGUAGGUUUCAGAUUCACCAUUAACCAGAUAUACUCUACCUAUCUUUCCCAGAGAACGGAAGAGGGAAUGUUGAUUUUUAUAAAUGUAAUGUUACUCUUACUCGUGAAGGUGCUACUCUCAUUUGUAUAAAUGAAAUGUUACUCUUUCUCGUGAAGGUGUUACUCUCAUUUGAAUGUGAAAUGUAGUUGUUGGGGGAACCCUAAUGGAAAUGGAUUGUAUCAAUUAAAAAAGUAUUGUAUUGUUGUGUUUUGCCACAAUAAAAUGUUGUUCAAUUGAGGAUU